AUGAAACCUGUUGGGGCAAGCAAAUGUGUGCCUUGUUCGCAUAUUUUCUGCAAAGCAUGUAUAUCGCGUUUUGAGGACUGUCCGUUAUGUGGAGCUGAUAUUGUGAAGAUUGAGCCCGAUGACAAUCUUCAAGGUGUAGUCGAUCGCUUUAUUGAAGGUCAUGCUAGGAUCAAAAGGUAUGUUAAUUUAGACAAAGGUGAAGAAGCAGCAGAAAAUAAUAAGCCUGUCAUAUACGUGUCUUUGGAAAGAGUGCCAAAUCAAGACUUAGCCUAUGUGCAGAAGACGUUCAUAGUCAGAUUGAAAAAGUUGGUAACACUUCAGAGUUAUGUUCACAACUUGGAGCAGUCUUGGAGGAAUUUAUCUGUCAGGACGACAAACGUGCCAAUAGCCCAGUUUAAGAGUCUUUGUGCUUAUUGGAGUAAGGAAACUAUACAAGCAAUCAGUGAAAAUAACACUAGAAAUAGAGCUCAACUAAAGUGGAUGCAUCGAAUGGGUCCCAAAAACUUUGCUUUGACUCGUGAAAAAGUGCGUGAAAAGGAAAAAAGAGAGCCCACUCAAUCAGAAAUGUUUGUUGAAACUCGAAAAGGAAAUAAAGGAAAGGAACUGGAUGUAGAAACUGGAAAAGUAAUUGACGACAUAAAUGAUAAAAUUCAAGAGGACGACCUAAAUGAUAAAAUUCAAGAGGAUGACGUAGAUGACGAAUUUCAAGAGGACGACAUAGAUCUAGAUGAUGAAUUUCAAGAGGAGGAUAUAGAUGGUGAAUUUCAAGAGGACGACGUAGAUGAAGAAUUUAUGGAGGAUGACAUAUCUAACGAAUUUCAAGAGGACGAUCUGGAUGCUUUACUCCUAGAAGACAAACUUGAAUGA
This is a messenger RNA of Vicia faba (fava bean), 867 nucleotides long. NCBI's taxonomy places the organism in Eukaryota, Viridiplantae, Streptophyta, Magnoliopsida, Fabales, Fabaceae. The record is from the annotation of a GenBank genome assembly.